AGUUGUCGUGAAUGAAAGGCCAACUUUCUUCUACGUCACAAACUCACAACACACAAACAUUAAAAAACCUAAACAAAACCCCUCUAUCAAUUUUUCCUCCCCUGUUUCUCCUAUCUCAAAUUCAACCAACCAAUCAAACCCAAAAAAAUAUACCACAAAUCAAUAGUUUCACAAAUCACACCCCAAUUUUACCAAAAAAAAAAAAACCUAAUCUUACUCUCUUUUUUAUCUAGUAAUCUAUCAUCUUUAAUAACAUCAAUGAAAGAAGAACAGAUUGAAACCCAUUUCUGGGGCACAACUCCAGAAGAAGAAUACUACACUCAACAAGGCAUCAAAUCCACCAAAUCCUACUACACUUCACCCAGUGGUCAAACCCUCUUCACAAGAUCAUGGAUCCCUCUCUCUCCUCCACGUGGCAACAUCUGUAUGGUCCAUGGCUAUGGCAAUGACAUCAGUUGGACCUUCCAAUCAACCCCAAUAUUUCUUGCCCAAAAUGGGUUUUCCUGUUUUGCCCUUGAUCUUCCAGGUCAUGGUCAAUCUGAUGGUCUAAAAGCAUUUGUUCCAAAUGUUGAUGAAGUUGUUGAUUCUUGUAUUUCCUUCUUCAAUUCCAUACCAUUUCAUUCAUUACCCACUUUUUUGUUUGGUGAAUCAAUGGGUGGAGCAAUUUGUUUGUUGAUUAGCUUAAAAAACCCUAAUUUUUUCAAAGGUGCAAUCUUGAUUGCACCCAUGUGUAAAAUCUCUGAUAAGGUAAAACCCAGUUGGCCAAUUCCUGAAAUUCUUACUCUUGUUGGAAAAUUCAUGCCAACUUUACCAAUUGUACCUUCCCCUGAUUUGUUGGAUAAGUCUGUUAAAGUUGCUGAGAAGAAAGCUAUUGCUGUUAUGAAUCCUUUGAGAUAUAAUGGAAAACCAAGAUUAGGGACUGUUAUUGAACUUUUAAGAGUAACUGAUUACUUGAGUAGUAAACUUAAUGAUGUUACUAUACCAUUUGUUGUUCUUCAUGGAAGUUCUGAUGUUGUUACUGAUCCUAAUGUGAGUAUUGCUCUUUAUGAGGAGGCUAAGAGCAAGGAUAAAACUAUCAAAAUUUAUGAAGGGAUGUUGCAUUCUUUGUUGUUUGGCGAGACGGAUGAGAACAUUAAGUUAGUGAGGAAUGAUAUAUUGGCUUGGUUGAGUGAUAGAUGCAAAGAAGAAGCUCAAUGAGGUUGAAAUUUUGGAAAGAUUAUGGUUUGUUUGGUUGGUGUGUGGAUUGUUGUUUGUUCUAUGUAGCGAAACUCGAUUAUAGUCACAUUGGGAUCAAAUCAACAAUGUGAAAUUUAGAAUGUGUUAAUCUUGGUGAAGAAAGAUUUGUGUAAUGUUGUGAUGUGAAGGAAAAGAAAAAGAGAAUUU
Messenger RNA from Beta vulgaris subsp. vulgaris (sugar beet), 1383 nucleotides. RefSeq names its product caffeoylshikimate esterase. The record is from RefSeq and is a predicted model, not a curated record. Bases 259 to 1197 code for a protein of 312 amino acids. Lineage: Eukaryota; Viridiplantae; Streptophyta; Magnoliopsida; Caryophyllales; Amaranthaceae. The transcript has a single exon. Gene Ontology annotation, molecular function: lipase activity. Gene Ontology annotation, cellular component: membrane.